UAGCUAGCUAGGUUCUGUUUGUCAACAAUGACGGACUAUUUUAUCAGAGCGGAUGUGGUAUUUUGAGGGCUACAAUGAUCUUAGUGAGCUAUAUUCUGCUGUGUGGACAGUUCCUGCUGCUGCUGACGGUGAUUCUGUUACAAUGCCUGGAAGGGAUCCACACCCAGAACUCCUCCAGCACGGAGCCUCCUGCUGCUGCUCCUCCUGCUACUCCUCCUGCUACUCCUGCUCACAGAGCCUCCGCGCUCCCGUUCAGCGUGCAGCCCUCCGAGAUAGUCCAGUCUGAGGUACCGGUGGAGAGCACCAACUACACGGAGCCCUACGAGUACAACCCGCCGUCACCAGUCGUCCUCUGCUUCUACCUACCAGAGGAGUUCAUCUACUGUCAGGACCCUGUCGACCAUGCAGGGAACCACAGCGCCCAGGUGGAGAUGGGUCAUGGUUGUGUUGGGUGGGGAGGCCAGACUCCAAAAGAGGUGAACUACACAAAGGUUAUGUGCACGGCACUGGAUGAUAUAGAGUGUGCCGGACCCAGAGAGUUCCUCCGAGGAGAAGUUCCCUGCAUCAAAUACACGGGGCACUACUUCAUCACCACCCUGCUCUACUCCUUCUUCCUGGGCUGUUUCGGGGUGGAUCGGUUCUGCCUGGGCCACACCGGCACUGCUGUGGGGAAGCUGCUCACCCUGGGAGGUCUGGGGAUCUGGUGGUUUGUGGACCUGAUCCUGCUCAUCACUGGAGGCCUGAUGCCCAGCGACUACAGCAACUGGUGCACCUACUACUGAGAGUACGGCUCAGGACUCACUCAGACUUUACCUGUUAAAUAUUGAGAACUUCAGCAAUGUAGCGUAAGCCUGCCGUAUUUAUUAUUUGUGGGCUGGCUUGUUCUAAGUGGAUGCUGAGGAUUCCCAGGACUCCAGAGAGAGAAAUCCCCUCUAAUUUAAUCAACUUGAAUUUUUUUUCCACAGAAUGCAUAAGAAUGACUAUUGUAUUGUAUUUUAUUGUAUUGUAACUGCUUUCACCAGAGCUUCAGUGAUGACACUUUUACUUUUUGGUAUUACAAUCUCAACUUAGAUCAGUUCAUAUGGUCCAAGUUCAGGAAUCUUCUUCUAGGAUUUCCUUUUAGUUCUGUCUGCUUCAUGAUGACAUGAUGGAGGAGGACACAAGUUCAACAUAUAGUUUUAAGUUUUUGAUGUAUCGGCGAAACUCAUACCCAUUUGUUCUCGCUCUGUACUUGGUUGUCAUGGUAACAAACAAGGUCAAGUUUCAGUCUAUACUAGAAAUGGUUAUGAUGGUUAUUUGUCUGCGUGAUUGUUACACCACAACAUAAAUAAAUAAAUAAACAUGCA
Molecule: messenger RNA, 1346 nt
Organism: Centropristis striata (black sea bass)
Lineage: Eukaryota; Metazoa; Chordata; Actinopteri; Perciformes; Serranidae
Gene: tm2d2
Product: TM2 domain containing 2
Exons: 4
Coding region: 75-782 (235 amino acids)
Source: RefSeq, a predicted model, not a curated record